UCCAUCUUUGAAAAUUUCAAAGAUUUUGGAGGGACAAUACCAAGAACGACGGCAGCAGACCACCGUGAAUCUCCACCAAUGUCAUUCACCACCACCAGAUCUUCUUCAAGAUCCUCCACCUCCCCCUUCCGCUCCCGAAAGUCAUCGGACCCACCACCUGACACCACUCGCCGGACCACCAAACCCCCGGCAACUAAACCCUCACAACCUCCUCCACUUUCUUCUUCUUCUUCUUCACACAAAGUUAAAGAAAAUGUCACUGUCACCGUCAGGCUUCGUCCCCUCAAUUCAAGGGAGAUUGGGAAAGGGGAUGAGGUGGCAUGGUUUGCUGAUGGAGAUUACUCCAUUCAGAAUGAGUUUAAUCCCGCUUUUGCUUAUGGAUUCGAUAGAGUGUUUGGGCCUGCAACGACUACCAGGCAAGUUUAUGAUGUUGCGGCUCAUCAUGUUGUGAAUGGCGCAAUGGAAGGAGUUAAUGGCACGGUGUUUGCAUAUGGUGUGACUAGCAGUGGAAAGACUCAUACAAUGCAUGGUGAGCAAAAGUCGCCUGGUAUCAUUCCUUUGGCCGUGAAGGACGUGUUUGGAAUUAUACAAGAGACGCCUGGGCGGGAGUUUCUGCUACGUGUAUCUUAUCUGGAAAUCUAUAAUGAGGUCAUAAAUGACUUGCUUAAUCCAACCGGGCAGAACUUAAGAAUUCGAGAAGAUAGCCAGGGGACUUAUGUUGAGGGAAUCAAGGAGGAAGUUGUUCUGUCGCCUGCUCACGCUCUUUCACUAAUCGCAUCCGGGGAAGCACAUAGGCACGUUGGGUCAAAUAACUUCAACUUACUCAGCAGUCGUAGCCAUACUAUAUUUACCCUGAUGAUUGAAAGCAGUCCGUGUGGAGAGAAUAUGGAAGAGGAAGUAACCUUGUCACAGCUGCACUUAAUUGACCUUGCGGGAUCUGAAAGCUCUAAAACUGAAACAACUGGAAUGAGGAGAAAAGAGGGUUCAUACAUAAAUAAAAGCUUGCUUACUCUUGGCACGGUGAUAUCUAAAUUAACCGAUAGUAAGUCUGCACACAUUCCUUAUCGGGAUUCAAAGCUCACACGAUUGCUGCAAUCUUCCCUAAGUGGUCACGGACGAGUUUCCCUCAUAUGCACCGUGACUCCUGCAUCAAGCAACACAGAGGAAACACACAAUACGUUGAAGUUCGCACAUCGUAGUAAGCAUGUGGAAAUAAAGGCUUCUCAGAAUAAGAUUAUCGAUGAGAAAUCACUCAUCAAGAAGUACCAGAAGGAAAUUUCCAGCUUAAAACAAGAGCUUCAGCAGUUAAAGCGCGGUAUGAAGGAGAAUUCGUACAUGAUGGCACCGAACCAAGAGGAUCUCGUUAACAUGAAACUUCAGUUGGAAGCUGGACAAGUCAAAUUACAGUCAAGAUUAGAGGAAGAAGAACAAGCUAAAGCAGCUUUGAUGGGAAGGAUUCAAAGAUUAACGAAACUAAUUUUGGUCUCAACGAAGAACACGAUGGCGUCAAAUAUACCCGAAAAUCCAGAUCAUCGAAGGAGACAUUCAUUUGGUGAAGAUGAACUAGUAUACUUGCCGGAGAAAAAACGGGGGAUCUUUAUUGACGAUGAUGCCGGAAGCAUCGAUUCCGAGGUGUUGGAAAACGGGAAGUCUGAUGUGGCGAAUCUUGACGAGCUGGUUAAAGAUUUCAGGAAGAACAGAAGAAAAGGCAUGCUCGGGUGGUUCAAACUAAAGAAGCCUGACCAUGUAUCCGGUUUAUCACCACAUACUGAUCAUGAAAGCUCGACAAGUGAUUCACCUACGUCUUCCAGAUCAUCAAAAAGUAAAGCUGUGUUUAGUGAUACGAGAGAUGGAGUUCGUAGUUCGGUUGGAAGAAAAGCGGAUGACGUGGCGGUUGGUGAUUUACUUCUGCAAAGAACACAAGCAGGCGACUUGUUUAGUGCAGCUGCUAGCGGUCGCCGCUUACCUCCGACAGGAACGACUAUUACCGACCAAAUGGACCUUAUUCACGAACAAGUGAAAAUGUUGUCUGGUGACCUGGCACUUUGCACUAGUUCCUUGAAGAGACUUUCGGAACAAGCGGUUAAUAGGCCCGAAGACUUGCAACUUCAGGAACAAAUGCAGAAGCUAAAAAACGAGAUUAAAGGAAAGAAAUCUCAGAUACGUCUACUGGAGCAACGAAUGAUCAGUUCCGUUGAAAUGAAUCCUCAUAACUUAAAAGGCCUUGAGACAUCUCAGGUUCCCUCCAAGCUUGUUACUCAACUAAAUGAGAAAACAUUUGAACUUGAGAUAAAAACAGCAGAUAACAGGAUUCUACAGGACCAGUUACAAGUGAAGGUAUCCGAGAACGCUGAAAUGCAACAGACUAUUCUUUUAUUGAGGCAACAGUUGGAGUCGUUUAUGGCGGACAACGAAUCGAGCCCUCGACGAAAAAAGUAUAUUAACGAAGAAAAAUACGCUAACGAAAGUACACCAACUAGUGUUAUGAGUUUGAACAAAGUAUUCUCACAAGAGGACUCCAUACAUGGAAGUGGUGAUACAUUUCUUAAUUCUCAGCUUCUAAUGCAGGCGACUGAGAUAGAGACGUUGAAGAAAGAGAAGGCGCAGAUCGCUGAAGAAAAAGACGGGCUUAUGAUAUGCAGCCAGAAACUCGCUGACGAAGGUUCAUACGCGAAGGAGCUUGCUGCCGCUGCAGCGGUCGAGCUUAGAAACUUAGCUGCGGAAGUAACAAAACUUUCCUAUCAAAACGCCAAACUCAACGCUGAGCUGGCGGUUACCAAAGAAGCCUACGAAAACUUAUGUAAGAAGAAUAAUGAUAUCGGUUCUCGUCAAGACGCAUGUGUGAAAAAACCGGAAGACGGUUUGCUUGUAGAAGAGUUGCGGAAAGAGCUCAAUGCAAGACACCAGAGAGAAGCGUCGUUGGUUGGUGCGCUUUCGGAGAGAGAUAAGUUGGAAAGCGAGCUACGAAAAAGACUAGAUGCUGCGAAACGACACGAGGAGGAUUUGGAAGCUGAGCUGGCAAACAUGUGGGCCCUUGUUGCAAAGCUGAAGAACCCUGCUAGUUCGGAAAAUAUCUUGGCUGAUCAAUCGUCAACUGUACGAUGCAAUGUAAUUUUCCAGGAAGAUGCCGAGACUCAGUCGCUUAACGAUAUAAGACGUAUGUAUGAUAAAGAAAAAGAAAUGUGUCGGGAACUCGAGCGUUAUGUUUCAAGAUUGAAGGGUGAUGAUAUUGCUGAUCUGGACAUUAAUUCACUGGAGGAGCUCCAAAACCUUAAUGUUGAGGCGAUAACCAAGAUAUGUCAUGCAAAGGCAUCAUACAGGUGAGGAUGCUAUGUCGAGAUGUCCAAUCAACUACGUGCAAGCAUUUGCGUAUAAAAAGCUAAAAAACGUCACGAGGCGAUAUUUGUUUAGCUAGCUGCGGAAAUCUUUUUGUAAUAGAUGUAUUUAUUUCUUCAAAAUUUCCAUGUACUCAGAAUGUACAUUGUGACUACUAAAAGUUACAUCUUGUAACGACUGAUUAUUAUGUAUUUACUCGCACAAUAUAACAAUUAUUUCAUCCGAGUCUGGAACCUUUUUAUU
Helianthus annuus (common sunflower) is the source of this 3579-nucleotide messenger RNA. RefSeq names its product kinesin-like protein KIN-7E, chloroplastic. The transcript is spliced from 24 exons. Lineage: Eukaryota; Viridiplantae; Streptophyta; Magnoliopsida; Asterales; Asteraceae. The record is from RefSeq and is a predicted model, not a curated record. Gene Ontology annotation, molecular function: microtubule motor activity; ATP binding; microtubule binding. Gene Ontology annotation, biological process: microtubule-based movement. The coding region runs from base 79 to 3324 and encodes 1081 amino acids.